GGCAGAGGCCUCCAGGCCCCAGAGAAGCAGCAGGUUGAAACAGGCUAGUGGCAGUGAGAAUAUCAGACCAAAACAGGCAUGUUGGGUGGGCAGGAUAGCGAGGCUGCUGAAGAGAAAAGAAACAGCAAAUAGCUGAGUAGAGGCUGAGGGAGAUAGAGAAUCACAUACUCGUGUUCAAAAAGAUUUCAGUGGAGCUCCAAGAGACAGAAAGACGGGUGGGUCACAGGGAGACGCAGAAGGGAACAAAAAGUACUUUUUAUGAGAAGAGAGGUGUUUAGAAGCAAACAGCCAAGCUGGGAAGAAGAGAUUGUCUCUGAACUUAGCAGUGUGUCUGGGCAUGGAAGACUGAUAGCAAACAAGUAAACAGAGCUGACAACUGUGGUAACCGCAGGAGCAAAGCCUGCUCAGUGACAAGGAUGAGCACUCCUCCUGAGACCUGUGACGAGGAGCUGAGAAAAGGUGCAAAGACAGAACGAUGCCUUCAGGGGAAAAGCCUACUUCUGUGUACACUUAUUCUCAGUACUGUCCUUGGCUUUACACUGCUUAUCACCUACAUCGUGAUGACUUGUGCUCUAGGAUCCUGUGAUGUCAAGCCAGGUCUUACUCUGUUGGAAAGACUUCUGAAUUCUAGGAAUGACACUGUAGAGCCCUGUGAGGAUUUCUACAAAUAUGCCUGUGGCAACUGGAAAGGCAAACACUCAAGCAGAACCACAGAAGAAUCACUAAAUGUAUUUGAUGUGUUGUUGGAAGAAAAUCUGUUGAUCCUGAAAAGGCUUUUAGAGAGUCCACAGUUUGGGAUAAGAGGCUCAGCCCAGGAGAAAGCAAUGCAAUUCUAUCGUUCCUGCAUGAAUAUCGAACAGAUAGAAUCUCAAGGAGCUCAGCCAUUGAAGGACCUCCUAAAUCAGGUUGGUGGAUGGAGUAUCACAGAUGUGGAGGAAACAAAAGAUUUUAAUGAAACUCUCCAGAUUCUUAUGGGCAGAUACAACACCUUUCCCUUUUUCAGAGUCCACGUGGGACCUAUUCCUUCUGACCCCAAAACCAAUAUUAUUCAGAUUGACCAUCCUGAGUUUGAGUUGCCACCUGAGAGUGAAUUCAAAGAAAAAAAUUAUCUUGAGGUUCUCCGUGUGUAUCUUUCAUAUUUGAGGAAACUGGGGGUCCUACUUGGAGGGACACAGGAUGGUCCCCCUGAUUCCUUUUCCCCUACCUUGGCCUUCAUCUCUAACCUCCAGCAAGUUGUCACCCCACUGAAGAAAAGACAGGAGAGCGGGAUGCUGUUCUUUCGCACCACCAUUAGGGAGCUACAGGAAAAUGCACCUGCUAUUGACUGGCUGUCAUGUCUCCAGGCUGUCUUCCAUCCCAUGCCAAUGAACCUCUCUCAGCCAAUUGCAGUGCAUGACAUGGAUUACUUAAGAGGCAUGUCACAACUCAUCGAAAAAUGGCACAAGGGAAGGGUCCUUCACAUUUAUAUGAUUGUUUGUUUGGUUGGGAAUCUCUCCCCAGCCCUUGAUAGUCGAUUCCAAGAUGUACGCCUGGACCUGUAUAAGAUUCUUUAUGGAAAAAUGGGAUCUAGAAUGAUUCCAGCUGAGCGCUGGAGGAAGUGCUUGACUGAUACCAGCUCUUUCUUUGAGCCAGUUCUAGGGAAGAUGAUUGUGCAAGAAAUUUUUCCUCAGCAGACCAAGAAACUUGCUGAGCAGAUGUUCUCUGAGAUCCAAGAUGCCCUCUAUGACCGACUGGAUGAGUUGGAAUGGAUGGAUGAACAGACUCGCCAAAGCGCUAAAAUCUCGGUUUCCAAACUACAGGUGGAGAUUGGCUAUCCAGCUCACACACUCCAGACUGCCAAAGUGAACCUGGAAUACCAGAAUCUGGAGAUAAAUGAAGACACCUUUUUCCUCAAUGUGGUGGCCUGCUUGAAGAUCCUGAGGGAAAAUUCCUACCUGAAAAUCCUUCAGCAUCACCCACAGAAUAAGUGGCAUGUGUAUCCCUGGAGUGUGCAUUCAUACUACUCGAUAAGGCACCACAUGGUGGUCUUUCCUGCUGGAAUGUUUCGCAGCCCUUUUUUCCACAUAGAGUUUCCCAGUGCUGUGAACUUUGGAGCCAUCGGGGUCUUCAUGGCACAUGAAAUUCUCCACUCGUUCUAUGGUUAUGUGUUGCCUGAGGGCUGUCCUACAUGCAACAGGAGUGCACUACAAAAAUCUAUAGACUGCUUGGUUGAACAGUAUGAAAGCUACAGCUUUAAUGUCAGUGGCACUUUUACACUGUUGGAGAAUACAGCUGACACUGGAGGGCUCACCAUCGCUUACCAGGCCUAUAAGAACUGGCAGAAAAAGCACAAAGAAGAGAAGGAUUUACCUAAGAUUGGACUUUCACAUGAUCAACUUUUCUACCUCAGUUUUGCUCAUGCAAUGUGUGGACACCAGGAGCCAGAAAAACUACAGUUUUCCCUGACCACAGAUCCGCAUAGUCCCUUGCCACUUCGUGUCUGUGGGCCUGUCAGCAAUAGCCAGGACUUCUCCAAGCUCUUCCGCUGUUCCAGUGGAUCCCCAAUGAACCCAGACAACAAAUGCCGCAUCUGGUAAUCUGCAUGAGAUAUGACCCAAGGGACAGGAAGGCCUGACCAUGAAAGUAUGACCAUCUUCGCAGGGCCCCUAGGGUGACAUGGGUGACCUUCCUUGACCUUCCUUUUCUUGUUAUCCUCUCUGUAGAAGUUGAUGGUAGGGAAAUUUUUAAACUGAGUUUAUAAGUGAAGAAGAUCUCCUCCAAGGCUCUCAGAACUCUGUCCCAGAUGUAACUCUGGAGUGUAACAAGUCCCAAGGCAGCAAGGCGACUACCCAGUCUCUAGCAGACAGCAACUUCUGAGGAGCUAUAAACAGAAAGACUGCUACAUUACUAGUCCUUCUAUUCAGUGCAUUUCCCUGUCUACCCCAACAGCUUCCCAGUCAUGUUUAAUGGACAGGUCAAUAAGCUGGAGCUCUAAGACUUGUUCAUGAAUGAAUGACUCCUAGGAAAAUGCUAUGGGUUACUAUGCAAGCCACACAUGUACUUUAUAAGAGAGGGAAGAAUCCUCUUCUCUUCUUUUACUAAUAAAUUGAGACAGGUACUAGGAAAGACUCAGUGACUACAGUUUCCAGGCUGAAAGAUGUUACUUAAGGUUACUGAAGGCCUUCUCUGUUCUGUUUUUGUAAUAAUGAAGGUUAAUGAAGGCUUUCUCUGUUCCGUUUUUGUAAUAAUGAAGGUACUGAAGGCCUUCUCUGUUCUGUUUUUGUUUAAUCAUAAAAACUCAUAAGAGAAAAAAGGGGAAAGACUAAAGCAUCCCCAUUAGUGAAAGAGGGAUUGGGAGCUGAGAACAGAUUCUCUUUCUUCUUUCUUUUUCAACAAGACUUUCUUUUUUAGUCUCUAGGGUUAAAGAUAUGGUUGAGGGUGGAGUAUGGGACAGUCACGGGGGUUUCUAGAAGUCUCUGAAGAUCAAUUAAUUAGAAAUCCAAGAAUUUCUCUGGAUCCUGAACCUGGUUCUCUCAUUCCUGGAAGUUCUCUCAUCCCUACAUUUGUAAAUAUUUACCAUCCAAACAGACAAUUAGAGCUGCUGCAGGAUUUUACUUUCUACUUAAAAUUGGAUUUUAGAUGUUAAUUUAAUUUGGAGGAAAAACAGACUAAGAAGCAAUAUGUUUUGGGGUAGCAGGAGAAGUGCUUAAAAUACAUUCUCAAGAUCCAUUUAUAAUUACAUCCAUUUCAGGUUCUCAUAAUUAGAAAAUUUAUACCAAUAUUCUAAAAUUUACCAAAGUCAAUAAGAAUACAAAAUACUCCUACCUUUUGCAUACUCUUCAAACUGUUCUUGAUUAUGAGAGCAUCUUUAUUUUACCUGUUAUACUGGCUGUAUGGGGAUUGUUUGUGGAAUAGGUGAUGGCAAGUGGAAACAUCCCUCAUCAAUGUAAGCCUUGUAAAAAUAACUGUGUUAAUACUUUCUAAGUACUGACCAAUGCAGCAAAAUAUUUUCCAAGAACAGACUGUUUAGAGAUUUUGUUUUCAUUACUUAACUAAAAUAUUAAUAAAAAAAUUACUUUGAUUGCAAACUCUUUAUGAUCAGGCCUGUUUCUUUGUACUGUAUUUGCACUGUUCCCAACACAACUGUCAUUCUUAGCUGAACUUCUAAGUCAUAGAUAAUAAUACUUCAAAAUUAUUUAUUUACUCAUCAUAAAAAAUAACAAAAUUGGACCUGUGCUUGUUGCUACCAUUUAAACAGUGUAUAGUCCUCCUUCACUCAUUCAGUUUCCUCCUAGCAGCAUGUCCAGACUGUCUUUUUUUUAGAUGUUAAUAUCAAUUAACAUUGCACAACACAUUGUGUGUAAUACAGAUGUAAUUUCAGUGUUCUGAGACUAGUUGAUUUCUUAGUUUAUACUGUUUAGAAAAACAAAAACCAUUGACAGUCUGCAUUUUGAGGAAUCUAAACUUUUCUUGUAUCUAUCUUGUUAAGUGUAUAUGGGCCACCGUUCCCUGGAAUAUGCAUUUUUUGUCUUGUUCUUACAAUAUAUGAUGAAUUUAUGAAUAUUCUAUUUAAAAGACAGAGUCACCUCUGAAGUUGGUGAGUUGAAUCAAUUCUUAUUAGAAACUAUGAUGUUUUUACACGAAGAACGUAUGGGAAGUGCGAGAAGGGAGAUCUGGCUUAGAAAAAAUUACAUGAGUCUUGGAUUGAAAAUUUAUUGUGUUUCUCAAGGAGAAAGAAGAACACUUUCAAUACGUGCACAAGGUCUCUGCUUUUGUCUUCAGUGUUCCCUGGCAUGUGGUUGAUGAAGAGAAGCCGUAUUGUCCAGGAGGUGACCAUGAAACACAGGUAGAUGCUCAAAUUGUUAUCAUCCAUGAUCACAGAAGUUAUUUCAUGCUCUACGUCAUGCAUAAAAAAAAGAGCACAACGCUGCCAAUCUUCAGGGAAAGAGCCAGAUCCAACAGCAGGUCCUUCACCGCUGCAUUGCUCAGUGUCUCUGAGUCCUCAGGCUGCACCAUAUCGAUCACCUCCAUUCCUUCCCCUGUUGAUGAAGCCACGAAAGUUUCCUCCAUUUCCUCCCAACCUCUGACUGGGGUGAAAAGGAGACAACAUAAGCUUUCUUCUUGUUCGCUUCUUUCAUACUUUUCAUCUUUUCAUACUUCUUUCAUCCUUUAUACCUCUGCUUCCCUCCCCUACUUUUCUUGCCCUGCCUUCUAAACUUUCAAAUCCAUCUCACCCUUACUAUAUGUCCAUUUUCUCCUUCAUCCUGAACAGAUUUGCAUUAUACCCCAUUCCAUCUCUGCUUCUGUUGUCCUUUUCUUGUUUCUGUGAUUCUGUUUUUGAAAUCUUUUAUUUUAGAAAUUGCUUUGUCCUUACUCUCCUUCCUUUGCAUCUUCUUCCUUUCCUUUUUUCCUGUACUUUUACAUUAUAGAUCAUCUCAGAUACAUUUACCUUCUUUUAUCUUUUCAGGGCCAUGACUGUAGUAAUAGGCUGUAGUGGCUCUUGACAGCCCCAGCUGGAGCCUCUACCUGAAUCCCAUGGGUUCAGGGGCUUUAUUUAAGCUAGGGCCUGGGUCUCAGAUCUGUAUUUGUGGCCUUUUGCAAGUAUACCUAUCUCCACCUCCGUCUCCAUCACAGCUGUGCCUGGCCAUGGACCUUGUUAUUCUGGAUUUUGACCUACAAAUUGUCUUCCUGUUUUGACCUUGAAUAUGGCUUAACACUAUGGACUUGCCUGCAGUAAUGGACUGUGUCUGACCCUGAUUUCUUUCAUUUCUUUCUUGCUCCCCAGGAGCGGCCUGGACCUUUCCUUUUGGAUCUCUGUAGGGUGUGAGGGGGACCAGCUGAGAUGGGAGGCUGCAGUCAGGGCCAUGGGUGAUCUAAGAGGCCUUAAUAUCCAUGAACCAGCCUGAACUUGUGCCUCUUCCACAUCCUCUGCCCUGUAAGUGUAGGGCUGGGCAGUCACUGGACUGUGUCUGACCCUGGUCACCAUCACUACAUUUGACCCUGACGCUGACUGGUAUUCCUUCUUGAACUUGGAUUUGUCUCAACAUCAUGGACUUCCUUGGUGACCUCUUGUCUGGUCCUGACUGCCAUACCCAGACCUGUCCUGCUCAGGUCCCUGCCCUGUUGGCCUUGCUAUCUCAUUCUGUUGCUGGCUCCCUAUUCCUUAGGGACCAUCUGACCCCCACUUCUCCUUGACAUAUAUGUUCUUGUUCCCCCUCUGAUUUUCUCCUUACAAAACCAAGCUUCUGUGUCCACACCCUAUCUCAUUUCCUGUCUUAGUUGCUCUCCAAGCCCCUUCUUUCUCAUCCUCCCACUUCAACCCUUCCUCUCACCUGCUGAUGGACUGUUUCCCUCUUGCUGUCCAUUCUUGGCAGUGUGAAUCAUGAUCUGGCUUUUCACUGGUGUGAAGGCAUUAGAAAAGACAAAGCAGUAAGUAACUGGGAACAAACCCAUAAGAUAGAUGGUAAAUCCCAGAAAAACAAUCAGGGUUCGAUUAUCCCCCAUUCUGUUUUCCUGUCCAGCACAAGACACUUCUGCUCCUCGCUGCUUUUCAGCUAACAGAGUCUGGACUUAACUACCACCACAGUCUUGGUUGGGGCACAUUGUGACAUCAUGGCACUCAUCUGACAUACAAAGAUGUCAUACGCAGUUAAGCAAAAACUUUGCAUCAUAUGUAGCUAACAACACUCUAAAGUAAGCAAAUACUGUGAACAUUAUCGGGAAUAAAAAAAAAAAGGUGUAUCUCAUCUCAAAGUUUAAAAGAGAAUGAAGGAGAUAGGAUUAUAACAAUAGGACAUCACCUGAAAUCAAAAGAUAAUACUUAAUCUUGAACAUAUCUGUAGCUAACAACUGUCUGAAACUGAACAAAAAAUGUACCAGUGGAGUGGACAAUAUAAUGAAUUUCCCACUUCAGUGUUUAACCACUUAUUACUAAUUUGUGCUACUUGACUUACACAGCCUCAAUGAAUAGAAAUAAAAUUUCAAGAAA
Messenger RNA from Pseudopipra pipra, 6967 nucleotides. It is a transcript of the gene KEL, whose product is annotated as Kell metallo-endopeptidase (Kell blood group). The transcript is spliced from 19 exons. NCBI's taxonomy places the organism in Eukaryota, Metazoa, Chordata, Aves, Passeriformes, Pipridae. Gene Ontology annotation, biological process: protein processing. Gene Ontology annotation, molecular function: metalloendopeptidase activity. Gene Ontology annotation, cellular component: plasma membrane. Bases 417 to 2576 code for a protein of 719 amino acids. The record is from RefSeq and is a predicted model, not a curated record.